AUGACGAGGAAACCUUGUGCCGUCUGUGGCGAUUUCUCUUCGGGACGUCAUUUCGGAGUCCACGCUUGCGAGGGCUGCAAGGUACCGUAGGAUUUAGUUAGGUUACUGUAGAGAUUUUCAAAAAAAUCUGAGAAAAAUCACUCAAAAUCCGAUUUUUCAGUGCUAAGACUACCAUGUACUUUCGAGUGAUCCCUUAAGAGGUCUCAAAACCACUUUAGGGACUACUCGAAGAGCCAGGACCUCUCAGAAAAAUAUUUAUAACUAAAUUUAGGUUAUUUGACUUAAGAUUCAAGAAAAGUGACCUAAACAGUUUUUUAAUGUUCUAUUUUAGUCCAGGAAGAUUUUUUUGGACCACUUUUGAGGGCUCAGAGCCACUUUUAGGGAUCACUUGAAGGGCCAGAACUCUGUAAAUUUAUUUUAUUGAUUUUUUUCAAAGAUGUCACAUAAAAUCCCACAAUUUUUAUUGAUUAAAGUCUGAACUACCAGGGAUUUUUCCGUCGUUGUAUCGCGACGAAAAAAGAAAUGGUUUGUCCCGGUUCGAAGGAUUGCGAAGUUUACUUGUGAGUAGAGCAAAAUUUUAAAAAAUCGCGCUAAAAAUCGACUUUUGAAGGCUUCAAAGAACGAAUUGUCAAUCUUGCCGCUAUCAGAAAUGCCUGGACGUCGGCAUGGCCUUGCAACCGCCCGAGCAAACUCGGAAAGGCAAGAGAAAGGCCGAAAAAGUAUCCUUCUAGUCAAAUUCCGAUAAAAAAGAUUUUUCAAGGUUGAACCGAAAAAUCUACCAUUGAAGAAGAAACCAACGGAGGAAAAGGAAAUAAUCCCCUCGCCUCCAAUUAUUUAUUGUCCCCAGGAGCCGAUCGUCGAUUUAGUCGCCGAGGGUGAGAAGAAAUAGCCGCGAAAAUUUGGGGGGAAGAAUGUGCGCUCCAUGGAGAAAAAGCAAGGAAGUUAUUCUAGAUGCGAAAAAAAACUAAAAUUUGCGAGUCUUUUACGCUCUAUGGAGAAAAAAGGCGUGAUUCAUUGAAAAAAAAAACUAGCCGUGAUUAGCUCCAAAAAUGGCCGGGGCCCGGAAAAUUUAGGGACUCCAGAGUGGUCCCUAGAGGGACUCUUGAAGGUUUUCCUUGAGGGACCACCUUAUAAGGGGCACGGAAGCUUGAAAAAGUGGUCGUUCUAGGGGAGUGGUCCAAAAAUGGGAUUGGUGCGAUGGAGCGCACUUGUCGUGUUAUAAAAUCAAUUAAUCGAUCAUUUUUUAUCAAAUACGAUUUUUGAACUCCCAAAUCAUAUAGUCGAUGUGCCGCGACUUGAAAUUUCAUGGAACGACACUCCGUUGGGUGGCCGUGGCCGUGAAAGCGCCUUGCCUUUGCGAAUUUCGGUCGCGCUUUCCAUUUUUUUGUUUUAUUCGAAAUUUUUCAUUAUUUUAAUUAUGUCUUAAUAGUUUUCUUCGCGCCAAAACUCAUAAUUAUCUUUUUCUAGAGGAUAGACUGUUUCAUUGAUAAAAAAAUAAAGUAGAGUAAUUUUUCGAAUUUUAAGCGAAAAAAAUGCGUUUAUAAUAUUUGAAAGUUUUUUUCAUGAGAUGGUCUUUGGUUUUUGUUCAAUAUAUUUCGUUAUUUUACCUUCAUUGAGCCUUUAUCGACAUUUCUUUUUUUCAUUUCAAAUCAUGUAAAAAAAUAUCCCAAUCAGAAAUAAAAUACACAGUGAAUGAUUUUAAAAAAAUUGAAUGUUUCUACAUUGACGAAUUUUUAUUAAAAAAAAAACAGAUACAUAAGUUCAAAGGAAAAAUUAUUAGUUUGCUGGACGUUUCGUUCAGCACAUCGUUUCCACUAUUCCAUGUGCCCACUGUUCACGCCCCAUUUCUGACGCAUAGUUCAGCAAUACGAUUUAUCUAAAGCUCCAUUUAAAAAAAAGGAACGAAAACCUUUCUUCAAAUUAUGGUGCAUGUGCUCAUGGAAGUACACAUCUUCAUUUUAUAAGGCGCUCACUUUCUGAAAAAAAACAAUUAACGACAGAAAAAAAAACGAUGAAAAAACGACAGAAGAAAAAACGAUGAAAACAUUAAAACAUGGCUUUAAAAAAAACACAGAAACUAUUGUAGAAUAUUGUGGCGUUUACGGCCUAUUUCACCCGCAAAUCCUUUUGGUAAGUCUUUGAAAACUUUUUUUGAGAAACGAGAAAAACAAUAUCAAAGCGAUUGAAGAAUACAUGAAGUUUUUCAAACUUUUUUUUAAUCGCUUUUUUCGAGAAAGAUCAUGAAAUUUACUGUGUUCUUUCUUUUACAUUUGUACAACGCAAUCCUUUUCAACGAUAAAAAUUACAUUUUAAAGAAAUAAAAACAAUAAAAAAAACGAUCGAAAUUAGAAUGAAAACCAAAAAAAAAAUUAGCGUGGCCGAAGUUGGCAAAUUCGCCAGAUGCGCGCUACCGCACAAAAUCGAAACAGCGGAGUGCCGUUCCAUGUAAUUUCAACUUGUGGCACAUCGACUAUAACAAAAAGUUGAAAUACCACUCUAGGGGCCACUCAAGCUUUAUGGACUUUAGAGUUGGUCCCUGAACCCCUAUAGGAACUACUUUGUUUCCUGUAGAAGGUGUUGAUUUCCCUAAUCACUACAGGGACCACUCUGGCCCUGCAAAAGCUCAAAAAGAACGUAUAUGAAAGAAAAUGUCAGGAAAAGCAUUGAAGUUUUUUUCUCCAUGGAGCGCAAAAGAUUUUCUUUCAGUGGCUAUUUUUUCACAACGCUUUUUUUGUUCAGAAUGUCAAGAAACCCUGUUCCGUGAGAUCUCCUCCGCCAUAGCCAGUUUCAAUGAGAUUUUCAUCAGUUUCCGUCCUCAAUUACCUCCCUAUGAUCCCUCAAGGGAGUUCCUAUGUGUGCGUUGGAGCGAAUUUGACGAAAUAGAAAGAAAAAUCAUGUUUAGAACGAAGCGAAAGCCUGGCUCUCCUACAUUGAUCUCUACACGCAGGGCGUUCAAGAAGUCGUCCGUUUCUACAAAACUUUGAGGCCUUUUUGUGAGCUCAAAAGGGAUUUGAAGAUCAAAAGCUUGAAAGGUAUUUUGGGAGAAAACGGGUCUUUUUUGGUAGUCUUUAUUGAGAUAUCACGGCGUUUUUGUUAGUAGGGGAACCAAAAAAACAAUGGGCGGAGCCAAAAUAUCCACCGUUCCCACGUGACGUCAUGGGAACGGCAGGCAUAUUAAAGGCGCAGGCCGCCGUAUCGCCAGAGGUCUUUAAAACGAAUCGAAAUUCCUCUACAUAAACGCAAUUUUCUGCGCGGAAGCGGCGCGGUGCAUGCACACGACACACGACACUUUACGGAGAAAAAACGCCGUGAUAUGAUUUUUGUGGAAAUCCGUGCUUGAUAUUUUUUUCAAUAAUGGUUCUAAAAAUAAUUUCAAUGGUUUUUUUCAAAUCUUAGUUUUUUUUGAAAAAAUUUUUUUAUUGUAGGAAGAGUGAAAGCGUUGAAAUUUUAACAAAAAAAGUCUUAAAAUUUUUUUAAUUUUCAUAAUUUUUUUCAGUUGGUUUUUGUUAUUCCUUGACUAUUACCAAUUAAAAAAAUAAUUUCAACGAUUUGAAGAUUUUUUUAUUUGAUUUGAAAAAGCAACUAACUUGAUUUUUACCACGGCCUUUGGGACGUUUUUUCUUGCGAAAUUUAAAGGAGCAUGGGCAAUUUAUUUUUUGCGCAGGUCUUGAGACGAAUAGCUGUUUUUAGUGUUAUUAGACAUUGGUUACGCAAACCAGACGAUCCCCGGACGAUUCUGAGCGUUUCUAGGGAUCACUUAAGUGCUCUCGCCACUAAAGCGGUCCCUUGAAGCUCUCAGAAGGGUCCGGGGCGCGUUUUUCACAAAAAAAAGGUCUAAGCAGAUUGACUGUAUUUUCCCUUAAGUGAUCAUUUUCUCAGACUCGUCUUUCCAAGUGCUCCUUCUAGUGGCGUCGAUUCGGCACGACUCGAUCGCCACGUUAAUCGCCGCCAAUUCGAACGUCUUUGACGUCUCCCUACUCAGCAACCUGAAUGAAAACGUUUGUACUUCAUUCGAAAAUGUCUGACGUCUCUGCGCUCUCUUCUCUCUAACUGAUGAGGUCAGAGAAAAAUCAUGACUAGGAUGAAAAAUUCCAACCGUCUUAUUUUCUGCGACCCUCUCGUUUUUGAGUGUGUAUGACCUAUGUGAUGAGAGAGAGAGAGAAGAGAGCGCAGACAGGCUAGACAUUUUUGUGGCGAAGAGGAUUUGCUUCCCAAGGUUUCAUCCUGUCCAUUGAAUACCAAAUAUUCAGAGGACGCUGACCCACGCCCUAAACAGAGUACUGGCCAUGGCCUCGACCCAUCAGUGGGCCUCAAGAAACCUCCCCCUGCACGUCAUCUUCGAAGCCGUCGGCCGCUUCAGCAUCUCCUGGAGCAACAAGGUGCAGAAGAUGACGACGGUCAGCGUCCACGACGUCCUGGAGCUCCGGAAGGCCCUCCAAGACGCCGUCGAUGCUCAUCGCAUCGCCCUUGAUGACGUCAUCCGUCGCGGCGUCCUGGACAUCACCGCCAUCCCCAACCUUUUCCUUCAGUUGUUUCUUGGCGGAUAG
Molecule: messenger RNA, 4547 nt
Organism: Caenorhabditis auriculariae
Lineage: Eukaryota; Metazoa; Nematoda; Chromadorea; Rhabditida; Rhabditidae
Source: the annotation of a GenBank genome assembly